AUUUUAGGAACUAAUGGAUAGUGGGCAAAAAACACACAGUGAGCGGUUAUAGAGUAAUUAAAGGACGUAUGGUUUUAUAAUUGGAUGUAUGUUUUUGUUUUUUAAAGAAAAGUAGGUUAGUCUUUGAUACAUACUCCGAUACAGUAGGAGGCAGUAUCCGCAUUGAAAGUCAUACUUGAAACCCGUUAUUAAACCGAAGAACGUAAACGCAACAGCAAAUGUGUAAAACAUGUGCUUCGCAGUUUUUUGUUUGUUUAAACACCCUUCUCUGUUCAAUCCUGUGGUAAAUUAUUCCAUGAAAUCAAUGACAGGAAGUGCACAUACGUCACAUAAAACGCACAACUCGGACGUGCACAAUAAGCGCGUUUGACAUUUGUUGGUUCAACUGAAGCAAAUCAGUGUCAAAUAUGCUCCAGAGGCUCGCUGUGCUCCUGCGACAGCCCGCAGCCGCUUCAUUUGUACCUGCGCCCGUGCGGAGCCUCUCCUCGGGUUGCGUGAAUAUCACUGCACCGCUAAACUUCUGGGGAGGAAAAAGAAGGACAAGCAAAGAAAGGAGCAACGGGGAAAACGUCUACGAACCUGCAACAGGACGUGUCCUGUGCAUAUUGGAGCCAUGUGGUCCCUCAGAUGUAGACCAGGCUGUGGAGGCGGCCAAGUCAGCUUUUGGACACUGGAGUAAAAUGUCUGGGAUGGAGAGAGCAAGGGUCAUGAUAGAAGCUGCCCACAUCAUUGAGAACAGGAGAGAGGAGAUUGCCGAAAUGGAAGUGGUCAACAAUGGGAAGUCCAUCACAGAGGCCCGUCUGGAUGUGGACUCUGCCAGACUGUCUAUAGAGUACUAUGCUGGACUCGCCAGCAGUCUUGCUGGCCAGCAUGUGCAGUUGCCAGGCGGAUCGUUUGCCUACACACGCAGGGAGCCUUUGGGGGUGUGCGUAGGCAUCGGUGCUUGGAAUUACCCUUUCCAGAUUGCCGCAUGGAAGUCAGCCCCUGCACUGGCUUGUGGCAACUCCAUGGUGUUCAAGCCCUCCCCAGUCACGCCUCUGACAGCCGUCCUGCUAGCAGAGAUCUAUGCUGAGGCUGGGGCUCCAGAGGGGCUCUUCAAUGUGGUGCAGGGCGGGCAGGAGACGGGCAGCUUGCUUUGCCGCCAUCCUGAUGUGGCAAAGGUGUCCUUUACUGGGAGUGUGCCAACGGGACAGAAGAUUAUGGAAAUGGCAUCCAAAGGGGUCAAGCCUGUGACCUUGGAGCUCGGGGGUAAAUCUCCCCUGCUCGUCUUUGAGGACAGCGACCUGCAGAACGCAGUGCGGGGAGCUCUCAUGGCAAACUUCCUUUCUCAAGGCCAGGUUUGUAGCAACGGAACAAGAGUUUUUGUCCAGACUGAUAUUCUGCCUGAAUUUGUGGCGGAAGUGGUGAAGAGAACACAGGCUAUUGAGAUUGGCGACCCGCUAUUAGAGAGUACGCGAAUGGGAGCGCUGGUCAGCCGAACACAUCUAGACAAGGUCCUAACCUUUGUGGAUCAGGCAAAGAAGGAGGGGGCUGCUGUGUUGUGUGGGGGUGAAUCCUUUGUCCCAUCAGACCCUAAACUUAAAGGUGGAUACUACAUGACACCAUGUGUUCUCGCCAAUUGCAAAGAUGACAUGACCUGCGUGAGGGAGGAGAUCUUUGGUCCCGUCAUGUCGGUGCUGUCUUUUGACACGGAACAGGAGGUGCUGCAGCGAGCCAAUGACACCGCCUUGGGGUUGGCUGCAGGAGUUUUCACCAGUGACGUGAAGCGUGCCCACCGUGUGGUUGAACACCUCAAUGCUGGUUCUUGUUUCAUCAACAACUACAACAUCACUCCUGUGGAAGUUCCCUUUGGAGGCUUCAAAAUGUCAGGCAUAGGACGGGAGAACGGCCAAGUGACGAUUGAAUACUACUCGCAGCUGAAGACUGUCUAUGUGGAGAUGGGAGACGUUGACAGUCUUUUCUAGGACACACACGAUCCACGGCAUUAUGGAUAUGCCUUUAAUCUUUGAGUGAAUGUUAAGUAAGGACAACUGAAAUGUUUGCACUAUGCCGCCAUUGCCAACUACAGCAGUAUUUUCAACUGUAACUUUGUCCAUUAAUUAUUUCACAAAAUUUGAAUAAUUUUGCAUUUCUUGCUUCAUUCUGAAGCAAAAAUCAACAUAUCACACAUUUUUAUGAUUUUUUUUUAAUUCAUGGACAAUUUUUAAAAUAUACUUGAAUUAUGAACAAUUUAUCAAAAAACUGUGAUUCAGUGUCACAGAUUGGAAAGUCUUAUUGACAUGCUUUAGGAGAAGAGUUUUUAUAUAACAUAUAUAACAAACAUUACUGUAACAUUAUGGUCAAAGUUGCAAUAAAAUGAGGAAACUGUAUAGUUGUGA
Molecule: messenger RNA, 2378 nt
Organism: Doryrhamphus excisus (bluestripe pipefish)
Lineage: Eukaryota; Metazoa; Chordata; Actinopteri; Syngnathiformes; Syngnathidae
Gene: aldh9a1b
Product: aldehyde dehydrogenase 9 family, member A1b
Molecular function (GO): oxidoreductase activity, acting on the aldehyde or oxo group of donors, NAD or NADP as acceptor
Source: RefSeq, a predicted model, not a curated record